AUGGAGCAGUCUCGCAACAGGACAUCCUCGGGCGGCGCCUUCGGGCAGUCCACGCGGCGCGCCGGAUCCACCAUGCCGCUACCGCCUCCCGCGAGUGCCAAGAGCAUGUCCGGGACCAAGCAGAUGUCCGCGUCCGCGGGCGCGGCGGGGAGCAUGGGCACCUCCAAGCCCCUCAGCUCGAAGAACUGGACGUACCGCCCGGUGGUGACCAAGCGUGACUCGUUGCCCACUACGCAGCUUCCGGAUGAGCCCGGAGAUCUACCUCCAAUGUGGUCCACGAGCAAGUGGGGCGAUGUCAGGCGCUCGAGGACCGCGGACGUCUCAACUGGCAAGCGGGCGCGGGUCAAAUCAGGCCCGGGCGGCAGCGGCCCUUCCGACAUCUUGAUCCAGGUCGCCGGCAAGGAGGACGAGCUCAAGAAGAAGCUCGCCGCGUACGCCUCAUUCAACCAGACGGAACGCGACUUGCUCCAAUCCGCGUUCGGAUCCGUGUCCAGGGAGCGCGGCGGCGUGGAGGGCCUGUGCACGCGAGCCGAGUUCAUGGAAGUCUUCUCCAGAUUGGGCGUUCGGAUGAGCCCCGCGAUUGUCGACGCCAUGUUCGGCAAGUACGGAGAGGACAGGACGGGGCGCAUGCCCGUGGACCUCUUCGUCACGGCGGUGCUAUCCAGCGGUAACAGGAUCAUCGCCAUGGAGGAGCGUCGGGUCGGCGCGUACAAGGCGGGCGAUAAGGCUGGGUACGCUUUCGCCGGAAGGAUCAAGUACUGGCCGUGCCGCAAGGGCGUGUACGCCCCGUCCAACUGGGACCCGGCGCUCACGGCGAGGUCCGCGCGCGCCCCCAAGGCGGGCCUGUCCCUCGAGUACGUCUACGGGUACGGAGGAUUGAAGAACACCGCGAACAACCUGUUCUACAACAAGGCGGAGCACGCGGUGUAUUACACCGCCGCAGUCGGCGUGGUCUACGACAGGCACAACCAUAAGCAGCACUUCUUCCACGGGCACGACGACGACAUCAAGUGCCUGGCGAUGCACCCGGACACGUGCCUCGUGGCUACCGGCCAGGUUGCGAGCACCGCCGGCCCUCCCAUCGUGUGCGUGUGGGACAGCAGGGUGCACCCGAAGACGGGGGAGUUGAGGGGCCUCGUCGCGCAGCUUCCGUUUGAGGGGUACCCUUCGAUCGUGGCCCUCCAGUUCUCGCCCGACGGCGACAGGCUCGUCGUCAUCACCGGCGAUAUCGACCACACCGUGCACGUGUUCGACUGGAAGACGGCGGACGAGGCGCUCGGCGCGAUCGGAGGCCCCGGCACCGUCACCACCGGCGAGGGCGGCCCCGACGAGCCGCCGACGCCCGGGCUCAUCACCGUCGGCAAGGGCGGCAAGGGCGACAGCUUCCCGCACGUGUAUGGCGCGUCGUGGAACCCGUUCGGCAAGGUGGAUGGCGGUGGAGACGAGGAGGACGCGACGAUCAAGCACAAAUGGUCGGAGUUUGUCACGUACGGCGCUAGACACGUCAAGUACUGGCGGCUGUUUCACCGGGACGACGGGACUCCGUAUUACGGGAAGAAAGGGAGCCCGGGCCUACCCGAGAACUCCAGGUUCUCGCCGGUAACCUCGCCCAUCGACGUCAUGUCCAUCUGCUGGAUGCCCCCGCGGGGUAACGAGAUCGUCCCCGGCGGCGGAUCAGCGCUCGUCGCGGGCACGAGGGACGGGGACGUUUUACUCUUUGUCACCGACCCGACCAAGGGGCUCUUCUGCACCCGCAAGCUCAAGGCGCACAACCCGGGACCGAAGAUCCCCGAGCUCUCCGGCGGGGGCGUGACGCUGAACGGCGUGCGAUGCCUCGCGUUGAGGGACGACGGCGAGACGCUGGUGAGCGCGGGCGGCGACGGCGCGGUGAUGUGGUGGACCACGGCGCAGCUCACAGCGGCGGCGCGUUCAAAAUCGGUCCCGUGUGAGCCCCACACGACGAGGGUGCUAAACGCCGACGACAGCAACCGACCUCCCGCGAUUCGCUCUCUGGACUGCCACCUGUACUCGUCCGACGUCAUGGUGGGUACGUACAGGUGCGACAUUUGGGAGAUUGACGACCAGGAUGGACCGCACGUGAUGCUCUACGGCCACAGCGCGGACGUUAGGGCGCUGGCGGUGCACCCGAGGCACAGCCACGUCGUCGCCACCGGCGCCGAAUCCGGCAGGGUCUACCUGUGGAACUGCAACGGACGCGUGCUCAAGGCCAAGUGCAACACACACCACCCCGUCGUCGGCUUGGGGUUCAGCCCCGACGGCAAGCACCUCGCGGUUGGUUGCAAGGAUGGCACGCUUCUCGUCCUAAACUACGAUAACAUGCUCUCCGGCGAGUUCAACCAGGUGGUGAAGCGAGCGGAUAAGUCCCGGUGCGAAUUUCACCACUGCAACGAGGCCAUAGACGAGGUAAAGUACUCGCCCGACGGCAAACUCCUCGCCGCGGGGUCUCACGACAACUUCAUCGACAUCUACGACGUGACGGGCGACGCGGUGCCCGGCCGAAGCACGGGCGUCGCGUAUCAUCGGCUGCACCGGUUGAGGGGCCACUCGUCGUACGUCACCCACCUUGAUUGGUCGGCGUUCGACCCAAAGUUUCCGGAUCGGCGGAUCCUCCAAUCCACCUGCGGCGCGUACGAACUGCUUUACUACGACGGCAACACCGGCACGCAGGUGAGAAACGCGAUGCGGGACGAGCGGUGGGACACGCAGACGUGCACGCUCGGUUUCAGCGUGAUGGGCAUCUGGCCGAGGGGGAUCAAGGGGGAGUCAGUCGACGGCACGGACGUCAACGCGUGCGACCGAGGGCCCGCGCCCGACGGCGAAGGCGAGAUUCUAGCCACCGUGGGGGACUCCGGCAAGGUGAAGCUGUUCAACUGGCCGUGCGUGGUGGAGAACGCGCCGUACAGGCGCAUGGAGUGGAGCGGGGAUCAAAACGCGGGACCCAGGGAUAAACCAAAGGGUAAACCGGUUGGAUACGUCGGCCACUCCUCGCACGUGGUCAACGUUCGUUUCGCGAACAGCGGAAGGAACCUGAUCUCCGUGGGCGGCCACGAUAGGAGCGUGUUUCAGUGGCGGGUCGAUUCCGAGGCGAAGGAGCAGAAAGGCGUGGCGAAGCGGCGGGUGGAGCCCAAGCCCUACAUCAUGGACGAUCUCACGCCAAAGCUGGCGAUGACCCGCGUGCCGGACACAUCCGCGGAGGAAGAGAACGCGCUCAAUAAGUCGAACAAGUCCGAUAAGGCGGAACAGUGCGACUACAUCGUAACCGUGGUUACCGGCGACGCCAAGGGAGCGUCGACCGGCGCCACCGUUGUGUUCUCCGCGGCUGGCGUGGACAAGGAUGGAAAGACCACCGUUAUCCGUGAGCAAAGAUUGGACAACUCCCCAGAGAAUUUCUCGCGCGGUGCUAAGGACGUGUUCAGGCUCCGAGCGGCGGAUCUCGGCAAGCUCACGCACUGCCGCAUAGGUCACAACAACGCGGGGGAGAACCCGGGGUGGCUGCUGCAGUCGGUGAAGGUGAUGAACGUCACCAAGGGUUGGGAACACACGCUGUUCCCCCAGAACCUCUGGCUUGACCGCAAUCGUGGGGGUGAGACGACGGUUACGCUCUACACCAGCAGAGAGGACGCCGAGCAGGCCGCGGGAGCCGCACUCAGCAAUAAGCGGUACAUCGUUACGAUCACAACCGCGGACGUCAAGGGAUCAGGGACCGAUUCUAACGUGUGGAUCGACCUCGUCGGCGUCAGUGGCAAAUCAACCGGGGCGAUCAAACUCGACAACUCUGCCAAUAAUUUUGAGAGGAACAGAGUUGACAGGUUCGAGAUUGAGGCCCAAGGCAUGGGGACGAGCAUCGCGCGCGCGCGCAUCGGGCAUGACAACUCUGGUUUUGGCGCAUCGUGGUGCCUCGGUGAGGUGGCCGUCAGGUGCUUGGAAAGCGGCAACGAGACUGUCUUUGACAUUCCAUUUGAGGGGAUCUGGCUUGAGGAUGGCGGCGCGCAUGGCACGGCGGUGGACAUCUUCCCGCUCGGACCCGACGGGAAGCCCACGAUGAAAUCGAUCAACUACAAGAUCGAGGUUAUCACCAGUGACAUCAAGUUCGCGGGCACCGACGCUAACGUCAGCAUAGACAUUGUCGGCUCAAAGGGCACCAGCGGCAAGCGCAGGUUGGAUAACAGCCGGAAUAACUUUGAGCGCGGGAUGCGGGACGUGUUCUUCAUCGAGAUGCCGGACCUCGGCGACCUCACUGCGAUCAACAUCGGCCACGACAACAGCAGUAUCGGUGCGGCGUGGCACCUGGACAAGGUCAUCAUCUCCGACGAGGCCAAGCCCGGGAAGGCGUACGUGUUCCCGGCUGGACCCAAGGGCCAGCCCGGCGGUAGAUGGCUCGAGGAUGGCCUAUGCACAGUCACCCUCACGCCCAUGGACGAACAGGGCGGCGUUCUCUACAGCGUCACGGUGCAAACAUCGGACGUCAUGUUUGCCGGCACGGAUGCCAAUGUGAGCAUCACGCUCAUCGGGGAGAAGGACGGAAAGCCGACCAAGUCUGUGCCCAACGUCAAGCUCAACAACAGCAAGAACAAUUUUGAACGCGGCGCGCUUGAGGUUUUCGAUGUCGGGCCUUUCCCCGACCUCGGGAAGCUUACCGCGAUCGAGAUUGGCCACGACGGGACCGGCAUGGGCAGCGGAUGGCACUGCGCGUACGUUGAGGUUGUCGCGGUGACGCGCCCGGACGAGCGCUUCUUCUUCCCGAUCGAUUCGUGGUUCGAUGUGAAAGAACCCCCGCAGAAGACCAGGCAGAUGAUCAAGGUUGGGGUCAAUGAUCCAAACUCAAACAAGACCACCUACAAGAUUGAUAUCCACACCUCCGACAUGGACAACGCCGGGACGGAUGCCAACGUUCACUUGAUAGUUUUCGGCGACAAGGGUGACACGGGCAAGCUCAUGAUGGACACAUCUGUGGACAACUUCCAGCGUGCGAGCAAGGAUACGUUCAGCAAGACUGGGGUGAAAAACGUGGGCAGGAUUUCUCACAUCGUGGUCGGCCACGACGAGGCAAACUUGGGUCCCAGCUGGCACGUGCAACAGAUCACCGUGUUCAACCUGGCAACCGGGGAGACCGUGACCUUCAACGCGGACUGUUGGAUAGCCAAGGACAAGGCUCCGCACUACAGCAGCGAGAUCACGCUUUCACCUGUGGGUGCCGAUCCGAUUAAGCAGUGUCAGUAUCAAGUCACGGUCCGAACAUCAGACGUGCGCUGGGCGGGCACGGACGCCACGGUGUCUUGCCGCAUCGUCGGCGACAAGGGUAAGACUGGGAUGAAGGAGCUGGAAAACGGAAGCUUCGAUCGAAACUCUGAGGAUGUCUUCACGUUCAGGAGCAUCGACGUUGGUACAAUCACCGGCUUUGAGAUUGGCCACGGGGGUGGCGGCGCUGGCUCUGACUGGCACCUCUCCAACGUAAAGGUUGCCAACAUCGACAGACCGGAAGCCAACCCCGUGUUCUUCUUCCACGACGACUGGUGCAAAGAGGACGUGUACGUCAACCUCAAGCCCGAAACCUCCGGCGGUGCCACCUGCAGGUACAACAUCGCUGUGCACACGUCUGACAAGAGGUUCGCAGGCACCGAUUCGACGGUGACCUGCAGGCUCAUCGGCGACAAGGGCGAGUCCAAGAUGUUGACGCUGGAGAACUCCGCCAACAACUUCGAACGCGCGAGGAUCGACGAGUUCGUCGUGCAGACCGAGAACAUCGGUAAGCUCAAGGGCUUAGACAUCGGCAUUGACGGUAAGGGCAUGGGAGCGUCGUGGCACCUCAACAUGGUGUCUGUCGCCAACCUUGGCGACGGCCAAAAGAUUUUCUUCCAUCAUGACAACUGGCUUGAUGACAAAAACUUGAGGGUCACUCUUAAGCCAGCCGCUCCCAGCGACGCGUCGAUCCACAACUACGUCGUUCAGGUGGUCACCUCGGAUCUCCGCGGCGGUGGGUGCGACGCCAACGUCUCGCUCGUCAUCUUUGGUGACAAGGGCGACAGCGGCGAGCUGGCGUUGGACAACUCGGUGAAUAAUUUUGAACGCGGCGCCAAGGAUGUCUUCCACCUCCAGGCCAAAGACGUCGGUAAAAUCGAGCGCAUCCGCAUCGGACAUGACGACACCGGCAGCCUCUUUGGCCCUGCGUCGUGGCACUGCGCGUCGGUGGAGAUCACCAAUACCACCACCGGCGCCAGGCAGGCGUUUAGCGUCAACCGAUGGUUCAGCAAGGCCAAAGCCCCGAACCAAAUCUCGCAAGUUGUCCACCCCGGUGACGGUGAUCACAAGGCCUUUGGUUACGUCGUCACGGUUCACACCUCGGAUACACGCGGCGCGGGAACUGACGCAAAUGUCAAGCUCGCGCUCAGGGGCAAGCUCGACGGCAAAACGACGGCGAUGGGUCCGCUACCGUUGGAGUCGUCAGAGGAUGACUUUAAACGCGGUGCCGUGGACCUCUUCCGGGUGCAGGGACCUCGGAUGGGCGAGAUCACCGAGGCUGUGCUAGAACACGACGGUGCCGGUAUGCUGGGUGGGUCCGACUGGAACUGCAAGAUGGUUGAGGUGCUGGACGAGGCAACCAAGCAGAAGACCGUGUUUUGGUGUGACCAGCUCGUGAAGAAGGACAUCCCCGUGAAACUUGCCGCAGGCGGUGCCGCCGCCGUCAACGACCGUCACAGAUACAAGAUCACGGUUCACACCGCGGACGAACGCGGCGCGGGUUCCGACGCCAACGUAUACAUAAUCGUCUAUGGAGAGAACGGCGACACGGGCAAGAGGGAUCUCGACACGAGCGCUGAUAACUUCCAGCGCGGCAAGUCUGACAUCUUUGUCAUUGAGGCUCCGUUCCUGGGUGAAAUUCGCAGGGUGGUCAUUGGUCACGAUAACUCGGGAUUUGGCCCGGGCUGGAAGCUCGAUGACGUCAUCGUCGAGGACAUCAACGCCGCAUCCGACGCGCCAGACUGGCACAAAAAGCGUUUCUUCACCGCGGACUGCUGGCUCGACGAGAAGGUCGCGCCCUACCAGACCGAAUGCGAGCUUCUCCCGGCUUCAGGUGGCCAGCGGAUGAAGAAACAGCUCGUCAAAUAUUUUGUCACGGUUCACACCUCUGACAUCAGCCACGCCGGGACUGACGCUGAUGUGCUCGUGGAGCUCAAGGGACCCAACGGAACGAUGGGCUGGACCGCACUGCCGGAGCAGCGCGGCGAUCCCUUCGGCCGCGGUAAAGUUUCCGAGUUUACGAUCGAGGGCACCGACGUUGGUGAGCAGAUUGAUAAAUGCUCCGUCAAGACCGAGGGGAAAAAGUGGCACUGCGCGCUCAUCGAGGUUCGCCACGAGCGCACAGGAGAGACAUUCAUGUUCCCGUGCGAUGAGUGGAUCUCGGAGGACGCCGCGAAGGAACGCGUACUUCUCGCGGGCGUCGGCGUCGAGGGAGCCGCAAAGAAGGUCGCGAAGGGUCAGCGCAAGUAUGUCGUCACCACUGUCACAUCCUCCGACUCGUACUCGGGCACCAAGGCUGACGUCUUCAUCAAGGUCAAGGGCCCCAAGGGUGAGUUCACGCAAACGCUCGAAGACAAGACCAUGUUCGGCGCUCGGUUCGAGGAGGGCAAGGAGGAUGCCUUCACGUUCGACGCCGCCGACGUCGCCGACGUGGACCCCAAGGACAAGUCCUGGCUGAUCGAGGAGGUAACGCUGGGAGUUUCCGGCGGUGGCAUGAUGGCCAGCAUGAUGGGCAGCGACUGGAAGUUGUACACGGUCACCAUCCAAGACGUCGCCACGGGCGCGGAUCUCACGCUCGUCUGCGACGAUUGGGUGAAGGACGACGCGCCGCAGGUGUGGCGCCGCGCGGAUGGCGACAAGAAAACCGGCCUGAGGGUGGCCUCCGCCUCUGGCGACGAGGGUGAGUUCAAGUACCGAGUCGAGAUUGUCACCGGGUCCAAGCGCAACUCCGGAACCGACAGCCGGGUCAGCAUCGCGUUGAAGGGCGACAAGAAGCCCGCCGAGUGGUGGACUCCGACGCUGUUACAGACGGAAGGGUCCUUCGAGACCGGCGCCACGGACACGUUCAUGCUGUCCCGCGGAGAGGACCUCGGCACCAUCACGGGGAUUAAGUUGUCGCACAAGUCUGGCGGAAUGUUCGGUGAUAAAUGGUACUGCGACAAGGUUCGCGUGUUCCCCAUCACCACCGGGAGGCAGUGGGUGUUCGAAGUCAACGACUGGGUCAAUGACGACGGCAUCGAGCUCGGCGCUCCGACGCUCGCAACCGCCGGCUACGAGAAAAAGGCUGAGCGCGCGGCGAAGGCUGUCGAGUGCUCAAAGGUUGGUGAGUUUAUUCCCACCGACGGCGAGUUCAAGUUGUCGUUCUACACCGGCGCAAAGAGCGGCAGUGGCACGGACGCCGUCGUGUCGGCCCAGCUCGUGGGCGUCAAAGGUAAGUCCGGUGAUAUGGACAUGGACCAGUCACCGGAGCUUUUCGACAGCAAGAGCGUGGAUUCGUUCACCCGCGUGGUGGAGGAUGACCUUGGAGAUUUGACCGAGAUCAACGUCUGGCAUGAUGGGUCUGGUGGAGGUCUGUUUGGCGGCGCCGAUUGGUUCAUGGAUAAGGUUGUCGUGGAGCAUGCGUUGACGGAGAGGACUUGGGAGGCGACACACGGUGACUGGAUCAAGGGCCCUCGCGCCAAGGGCGUGUCACUGAAGCUCGCUCCGGUGAAGACGGGGAUCACGCUCGAGGGUCUCGAGAAGAAGGCGGCUGACUUUGGGGCGAGCGCGGCUAAGGGGAAGGCUCUCGAGGGCGAAUCACCCGCUCCAGCUCCAGCUCCUGCGCCGGCUCCUGCGCCAGCGCCAGCUGUUCCAGCUGAAGCGCCGGCUCCUGCGCCGGCCCCUGCUCCUGCCCCAGCUGUUCCAGCUGAAGCGCCGGCCCCUACUCCUGCUCCUGUUCCCGCUCCCGCCGCCGCGGAGGCGGACCCGGUCCACUCCCUCGUCGCCGGCGCCAUCGAAAAGGCCGUCUCCCCAAAGAAGACCCAAGUCGAGGUGCCUCCCGUCGAGGCGGUCGCACCCACCGAGCCAACGGGUUCCGAGAUCACCCCCAAGGUCGCGGACGAGCCCGGCUCGCCAGCCCCGACGUCCCCCAUGGAGACGUCAUUCACGACGCAGACGCUAAAGGAGGAUCUCGAGGCAUCGGCGAAAAAGGCGGAAAAGGUCCAGGCGGAGACGGACGAAUUCGCCAAGAUCGAGGCCGAGAUCGCGAAGUCCUCACCCCCUGAGGAGGCGCCCAAGGAGGCGGCCGCGAAGGCGCCGGCGUCCACGAUCACGACGACGAGCGAAGCGACGGAAACCACGGCCGCCUCCACCGCCGCCGACAUCCCCGCCGCGCCGCAGACGCCAAAGACGUUAAACCCGGCGGGUCAAAACUACGACAUCGCGAUCGACCAGAGCAGCAGCUUCAACGACCCGAUCCAAUUUCCGAUCGCCGUUCGCGUCGUCGGUAAGCUCGGCGAGGUUGUCGCGCACGUUCCGCCAAACUCGACGGCGGUGGAGGGUUUCACCAAGUUGAAGGCGAAAUCCGAGCAGGUCAUCGGCGACGUGACUCAGGUUCGCAUAUCCGUCGUGGGCGGUCCGCUGUCUCCGCUCACGCCGUUCCACGUCGACGCGGUGACCGUCACGCACGUCGCUGAGGAUGGCGAGUCCUGGACGGUCAAUGUCGGAGCGCAGAUCGAUCAGUUCCACGGCGAGUUGCGGGCUGGUAUCAAGGCGAGCAAGGAGAUGCCGUGCGAGGAGUGGCAGGAGGCCACCGUGAAGGACAAAAAGACGGGCAAGUCGAAGAUGUACUGGUACAGCGCGGAGCGUAAGAAGUCGGAAUGGAAGGAACCCGCGAAGUACUUCCCCGUCAAGUUCAAGAAGGCCAAGUAGACGGCCGCUGCAGUGUACAGUAGUUCGAGCAAUCUCUCGAUAGAUGAUCAAUAUUUAGAAAAAAUAGUCCCCUUUC
Messenger RNA from Micromonas commoda, 10024 nucleotides. RefSeq lists its product as hypothetical. Gene Ontology annotation, molecular function: protein binding. The record is from RefSeq and is a predicted model, not a curated record. The transcript has a single exon. Lineage: Eukaryota; Viridiplantae; Chlorophyta; Mamiellophyceae; Mamiellales; Mamiellaceae. The coding region runs from base 1 to 9948 and encodes 3315 amino acids.